GGCUUGUCCCCUUCCACAACGUUGAUCUCCGCAAAUUUGAGCAUACCAUGGCUCCCGAGCGCGCGACCAAGGCGAAGUCGAAGGCCGACGAUGACUUUGCUUUUGCGGCUUCGCAGCAGAGCAGCGCGAGCAGUGAUGAUGCCUUCCAAACGGCAGUCGCGGAGCAGAUCAUGGCCGCCCAAGACAAGAAGAAGAAGGAAAAGGAACGCCGCUUCCUCACGAACGCUGGGAGGCGGAUUGACGGCGAGACAGAGGCCGCCGCAGAGUCCUUCAGAACGUCCCUGGAAGAGGUCCAAACCGCCUUCAGCACCUUCGUACAAGAUUACGCACAAGUCGAGGACGAGAUUAGACGCCUUUGGACAGAAGUGGGGAAGAUCGGCGUAGGGCCCCUCGCCCAAGCCCGGCAAACCGCCAACGUCGAGGCCGACCGCGCGCGGAAGGACGCGCAAGUGGCCGGGCUGGCCGCCAUGGCGGGUGCAGGUGCGGACAUGGACGCGCUCAUCAGUCUGAUGGACGCGCCUGAGGGGCCAGGGGGAGGCGGGGAGGUUUGAGGGGGCUGGGUGGUUGAAGAUGCGCUUCUGGUCCUCCGCUCGAUUGUCUUCGCUUGCCGCUCAUUGCCUCCGCACGCUCGCUUCUUCAAUUUGUGUCCUCGCCCGGUAUCCCGACCUAUGCUCUCGCUCAGUGACUCAACUGCCAGCUGCGCUAUUCCGGACCGAGACCUCUUUGCUCUGCUGCGCUUAUUACUUUUGCUGCACGUUCUCGUUGCCUCUGCUCUGCGCUUGUAAUAGCUGUAUCUCCCUUUAAUCGCUGUGUGUACCGCUUCUCCUACUGCCUCUAGAAUUCCUUCGGCUUACUAUCGCUCGGCCUGCGUACGAAGUACUCGCUGCAUGACCGUAUCCACUGCAUUCUUGAUGUGCUCGCUGCCUGCCUUGC
Molecule: messenger RNA, 933 nt
Organism: Schizophyllum commune H4-8
Lineage: Eukaryota; Fungi; Basidiomycota; Agaricomycetes; Agaricales; Schizophyllaceae
Exons: 6
Coding region: 48-551 (167 amino acids)
Source: RefSeq, a predicted model, not a curated record